This is a messenger RNA of Drosophila grimshawi, 3256 nucleotides long. RefSeq lists its product as uncharacterized. The transcript has 4 exons. The record is from RefSeq and is a predicted model, not a curated record. Gene Ontology annotation, molecular function: hexosyltransferase activity. The coding region runs from base 939 to 2783 and encodes 614 amino acids. Gene Ontology annotation, cellular component: membrane. NCBI's taxonomy places the organism in Eukaryota, Metazoa, Arthropoda, Insecta, Diptera, Drosophilidae.
AGUAGUAGACGGAAGAAGCAGAACGAAAAACGAUUUGCGGACGGCGAAGACGGCGACUCGAACCCCUUCGUCACUCGCGGAGUAAACAAAAAACUUUAGUUUGAGAUUAAUUUUAAUGAGAUUAAAACCCUAAAUUCUUAAGGCAUUUAAAUGCAAACGCAUUUGCGGCAAAGUGCAUUAGUCAAUAAAAGUGUGUGCCAUAAAACUGUUUAACGAAAGCAACAGCGGCCAAUAAAAUAGCUGCAGUAACUGGAAAGAAAAAAAUCGCGAAUACACAUUGCAUAUUGGGCCAGAAAUAAACGCAUAGUCUGCUGUUGUCUGAUUUAUUGUUGUUGUUGUUGUAAUACCUGGCCUGCAUGACUAAUGAAAAGAGCUUAGGCUGCGUUAAAUUAAGGCUAAUAAUAAUAUACGGUCGAGGCUCACUGGCUCACCCAAGGCAACUGCAAUUCUUUUUGGACAACAACAGCAAUAAUAAGAAUAACUACAAAUCAUUGUCGUAAUUUCUGUUUGGAUUGUCAACAAAACGUAAAUUAAUUAUGUGCAAACACUAAAAAUAAACUCAAUAAAGGCAAAUAGACCCGUGUGGCUUUGCCCAUCUAGUAAUUAUGCUUGACCCUGGUCCAACAAUAGCCACAGCUAAAGCAUUAGCCAUCGUCCCAUCGCCAACGCCAACUUUGUCGCUGUCUUCAGGCUGACCGACGAAGCUGAUUGCGUCGCUGUCGUCGCCUCAGUCGCUGCUUCAAUUAACAAAUUUACUCGCCAAGUUGACGUCGACGUCGCGACUAAGCUGCAGUCGCUCCAAGUACGCCGUCCAAGGCAUGUCAAGUGCUUUCUAACUGAUAUAUAUCUAAAAACUAUAUCUAAAACUAGUACUAAAUACGAAUACUGAAGGAUCAAAGAUUGCGGACUUGUAGAACUGGACAACCCCAAAGAUAAUAAUGGUGGCUGUUGGCAGUUUACAUAAUACGCGCAUUCUGCGCUUCUUUUUAGUUUUGAUUGUCGUCUUACUCACAAUUUUCAUAUAUGCGUCGUACUCGACAACGGCGACCUUGACUCCAACGCAUAUGCAUUCGCUGUCGGCGGCACUGGCGGCGCCAACGCCACAACAGCUAACGGGACACCAGCAGCAGCAGUCGGAACAGCUGCCUGCUAUGGUUGCCCUAAACAAUACAGGUGAAUUCGGUCUGUCGCCGGGCGAGGAGCUGCUGCAGCCCAGCAGCAGCAGCAGCAAUGGUAAUAAUCGAGUCAAGCAAUUGGAGCCGCUGCACAACAACAAGAAGCAGACACAUCGUUUGCCCACCAUCGAUGAGGAUGCGUUGCGUGAUGGGGGCGCUGCUGGCGCCAGUCCCAUGGCCGCUGGCAGCGACCAGUCGCCCAAUCUUCUGGCCGAUGAUCCCGAGGAGCAGCAAUAUGUGCAGAAUAUUGAUGGAAUUUCAGGCAGCAUCAAUAGCAACAACAAUAGCGAAUCGGUGCUGAGUGCUAGACAAGCAGCAGUUGCUGCCGUAAGUCAACAACAACAGCAAGAACAACAACAGCAGCAGCAGCAACAGAUGCCAUCGGAUGCCGAUACUCUGAUGAUACCCACUUCCAAUUUGCAAAAGUUUAUUGAGAAUGCCGAUAAGAUAUUGAAGAACAUGACAUCAAACAGCAGCAACCCAGCUGCAAUAGCAGCGGGAGGAGGAGUAGGCGCAGCAGUCGGAGGAGGAGCUGCGACUGGUGUCUUGUUGCCUAACGAACAACACACGGAUAAAACCAAUCAGCCCGGUUUGAUGGAGGACGUGCCAAUUAAUUUGCUGGAUAAUAAUAGCAAUAAAAAUAACAAUGGAGCUGGUUCCUAUGCUGUGAUGCCAGUGAAAAUGCCGGCCGAAGAAAAUGAGAAACCACAAUCGCCGCCAGCAGCAAAAGUGCCAAAGGCCAAGAGCACAAACAAAGCGACGAGUUUGGAUCCAUCCAAGGGCAUUGCAGCGGAACAAAUCUACGAGAGUGGUCAUCUCAAUGAUGAGAUCAGCAUCGAGCGGAUUUGCCCGGCGAAUGGUUUGAGCACAAGACUGCUAAUAUUGAUCACAUCGGCGCAGACGCAUGCUGAUGCCCGAAUGUCGAUCCGUCAGACAUGGGGACAUUAUGGGACACGACGGGAUAUUAGCAUGGCCUUUGUUUUGGGUCGCGGCACCAAUGAGACGGUGAAUGAGGCACUUUCGCAGGAGAACUUCAUGUAUGGCGAUCUGAUAAGGGGCAACUUUAUUGAUUCGUAUAAUAAUCUAACGCUAAAGACAAUCUCAUCGCUGGAAUGGAUUGAUCAGCAUUGUCCGCGUGCCCAGUAUAUACUCAAGACGGACGACGAUAUGUUCAUCAAUGUGCCGAAACUGCUAAAAUUUCUGGAUAAACGCAAGGAGAAGCGAGCCAUCUACGGACGAUUGGCAAAAAAAUGGAAACCCGUACGCAAUAAGAAAUCGAAAUAUUAUGUUGCAACGGAUCAGUUCCCGGCAGCAGUGUUUCCAUCGUUUACAACGGGACCCGCCUACGUCAUGACCGGCUCCAUUGUCCAUGAUCUGUAUGUGCGUUCGUUGACGACGGUCUAUCUGAAGCUGGAGGAUGUCUUCGCCACGGGCAUUGUGGCCCAGAGCCUAGGCAUUGAGCGGCUGCAUGUAAAUGAGUUUGUGAAUCGACGCAUCUCGUUCAAUCCCUGUAAUAUACGAAAUGCGAUCAGUGUGCACAUGAUCAAAUCGAACGAACAGUUUGAUCUGUGGAAGAAGCUGCUGGAUCAGACCACUAAAUGUAAAUAGUAUUUUAGGUUUAAGUUGUGAAUUUAAUUUAAUCUCGAUGUUGUUCGGGACUUUUAGCGAAAGAUUAAAACAAACAACAGGAAGCUAAUGGGCAGCUAGAAAUAUAAAUAGAAAUUUAGUUGAUAAGCAUUAGGAUCUGUAUCUUAUAUGUCUAACUACUCAAGAGUUACACACACAUCCACUACUAUUACAAUGUACUAAAAUCGUACUCAUAUGAUUUUUUAAUUAUGUUUUUGUAGUCUAAUUUUAGCAUUAUAAAUGCCAUUAAUUAUCUGAUAAUUAGCUAUAACUCUGGUUAUAAGUAUGUUAAAUACACAAUCACACAAACACAACAUACACAUGUCUUUAGACGCAUAAUGCGUCCGAAACAAACGAAACAGUCUCAAAGAAAACUAUGGUCUUAUUGUGGUCAUCAAAUAAUCUGUGUUUUUUUUCGAAAAAUAUAAAAAAGAUAGCUCUUUUAAGAAUACAAA